Microplitis mediator is the source of this 1098-nucleotide messenger RNA. Its product is annotated as trichohyalin-like. The coding region runs from base 1 to 1098 and encodes 365 amino acids. The transcript is spliced from 2 exons. NCBI's taxonomy places the organism in Eukaryota, Metazoa, Arthropoda, Insecta, Hymenoptera, Braconidae. The record is from RefSeq and is a predicted model, not a curated record.
AUGGAAAAGCAACCGGUAGCCGGAUCCCAAACGUGGGUAUGGUCGCUUCCCAAAUUGGACAAUCUCGACAACUCAGACGACGGCGCGACGAUUGAAAACCCCGAGAACGAAGACGAACACCCGUCAGACGAAGACCGGGGCAGCGUGGACCAUUCACCUGAGACAAGAAAUGCCCGACACCGACAAAGCCGAGAAGAACAAAUCCGGGUUGAAAUUGAGCGAGAAGAACGUGAGAGGUUUGAAAGAGAAGAACGAGAGAGGAUCGAGGCAGAAGAAAGGGAACGAAUGGAGAACGAGAGAAGGCAACAAGAGGAACGAGAUCGUCGAGCACGUGAAGCAAGGGAGCAAGCCGAGAGAGAACAGGCUGAAAGAGAACGAGCCGAGAGAGCAGCGCGGGGAGCAGCAGAGCGAGACGACCAAGAAAUACGUGAGUGUUUGCGACAAGAAAUCCGGGCACAACUUUUACGUGAACGAGAAGAACAACGGGAGCGUGACGUGGGUCGGGAAGAGAGAGAGGAACGAGUGAGACGCGAGAAUGAACAGCGCGAAAGGGAAGAACAAGAAUUGCGUGCCCGAUUGCGCGAAGAAAUCCGAGCUCAAAUUUUACGCGAAGAAAAUGAGCGACGCGAACGCGAAAACCGAAACCGGCGGACAGGUCACGAGUCCAUGGAAGUGACCGAACCCAGAGCUGGUUCCUCAAGACAAGGAACACCGUUACCAAGUCGUGCUCGACAGUCACUAUUGGUAGAUGACUCGGUCGAGCUUCGAAAGAGGGACUUGGUACGAGAAUGGGGCGUCGUAUUCAAUGGGGACCGUGACGUCCAGGAAUUCCUGGAACGGCUGGAAAAAUUGGCAGAAAGCUAUGGGUAUGAGAUGGACCACCUAGUGCCAUGCAUCCCGAUUUUGCUCCGGGAAAAAGCUCUCCUUUGGUACAGGAAUAACAAGAGAGAUUGGGUUUCUUGGGAAGACUUCGUGUCGGAUUUAAAAACUUUUUACCUGCCUCCAGGCCUCGAACUAGAUUGGAAGAACAAAUCCGGAACUGCGUACAAAGAUCAACCGAAACCGCGGCAGAAUAUGCAACCAGCUUGCAAACGCUAA